UAUCAUUAUUUUUGCCAUCUUAGGAACUAUUUUCCAAGUACAGAAGAAACUACAAAAGGGAAAUAUUCCUUCUGGAAUUUUCAGUCGCAAAAAUACGACUGUUUUUUAUUAUUAUAAAAUGACAGAAGUGCCCCUCUAUUUCAUAGAACAACUCUUCAUCACUGUUUCAUAUACCUCUUCCUCUCGUCACUUCUCACUAUUUCUACAUUAGACUCCCCAACCGAGUUGUUCAAAAAAAAAAAAAAAAACCUCCCCAAGUGAACAUCACCAAAAGUCAACAAACCCAAAAACAAAAACAUUAAACCUCAAAUCGAAACAAUGAGAUGUUACAAAGGAUCAUCCAUUCUCGCCACCGGUCAUCACCCAUUUGUCUAUAAACGACCAAUCUCCUCUCUACCCGCUUCUUUCCCUUCUACUACCCUCUCUUACCCAACCCGAAACCGUUUCUUAUCAACCCGGAUCCAAGCCCGUCUCAUUCACGACGACCCAGUAAAGCAAUCGGAGGAUCUGAGCUUCUACGAUCUCCUCGGCGUCACCGAAUCUGUUAGUCUCCCUGAAAUCAAACAGGCGUACAAACAGCUUGCUCGAAAGUAUCAUCCCGAUGUAUCGCCGCCGGAUCGGGUCGAGGAAUACACAGAUCGGUUUAUUAGGGUUCAAGAAGCUUACGAGACUCUCUCGGAUCCUAGCCGGAGAGUUCUCUACGACAGAGAUUUGUCUAUGGGAUUCUCAUUUUCGUUCUCAGGACGACGCCGGAAUGGAUACCAUGAGGAAGUGGUGGAAGAGAAGAGUGAGUGGAAGAAAAAAUGGCAAACUCAGCUCUCAGGGCUAAAGAAAAGAAGCAAUCAAAGAGACAACAACUCAAUGUCUUGGGCUGCUAGAAUGCGCCGUCAACAUCACACGUCUGAAGAUUCUUCUGCUUAACCCACAACCACCAUAUCUCGCCUCCUUAAUUUAUAGGUUUUUAAUUGGACACAAACAAAACAAAGGGUUCGACCGUUGAUAGAAAAGAAACAGUGGUGUGGUUGGAGAUUUUGAGACGGUAAAAAAUAUAGCGGUACAGUUAAAAAUCGUAUUAAAAAGUAUGUUCAGAUUUCGUUCCAAACUUACAAUCAAAACUUUAUUACAUCCAAUUUUACGAGUGAAACUAAUUAGUACUGUAAUGUACCUUGUAACUUUGUAAGUUGUAACGGUAACUUCGUGUACCAUACGAAUGAUUAUUUAAUUUAAAUAUAUAAUAAUUUCAUAACAA
Molecule: messenger RNA, 1249 nt
Organism: Brassica napus (rape)
Lineage: Eukaryota; Viridiplantae; Streptophyta; Magnoliopsida; Brassicales; Brassicaceae
Product: chaperone protein dnaJ 20, chloroplastic
Exons: 3
Coding region: 319-921 (200 amino acids)
Cellular component (GO): chloroplast
Source: RefSeq, a predicted model, not a curated record